AUGAGGUCCAUCUUUUCUCUCUUCUUCUGUCUGGUUUUGGGGUCAUACGGCUCUUGUGCGGUCAUAACAGGGGCCUGUGAGCGAGAUUCUCAGUGUGGUGGGGGGAUGUGCUGUGCGGUCAGUCUGUGGAUACGCAGUCUGCGGAUGUGUACACCUAUGGGGCUGGAGGGGGAGGAGUGCCAUCCGAUGAGCCACAAGGUUCCUUUCAAUGGGAAGAGGCUCCACCACACGUGUCCAUGUUUGCCAAACCUGGCCUGUAUCAAUACACUAGAAGGCAAAUCUAAAUGUCUGCCACCAAACAAGUCCCAAGACUAUUAUCUGUGA
Colossoma macropomum (tambaqui) is the source of this 324-nucleotide messenger RNA. It is a transcript of the gene prok2, whose product is annotated as prokineticin 2. The coding region runs from base 1 to 324 and encodes 107 amino acids. The record is from RefSeq and is a predicted model, not a curated record. The transcript has 3 exons. Lineage: Eukaryota; Metazoa; Chordata; Actinopteri; Characiformes; Serrasalmidae.